Molecule: messenger RNA, 1555 nt
Organism: Rhizophagus irregularis DAOM 181602=DAOM 197198
Lineage: Eukaryota; Fungi; Glomeromycota; Glomeromycetes; Glomerales; Glomeraceae
Biological process (GO): cell differentiation; anatomical structure morphogenesis; regulation of DNA-templated transcription
Molecular function (GO): RNA polymerase II cis-regulatory region sequence-specific DNA binding; DNA-binding transcription factor activity, RNA polymerase II-specific
Source: RefSeq, a predicted model, not a curated record
UUUCUCAACGGACUUUUUUUUUUUUUUUACUUUCACUUAAUCACCAAAAAUAACAAAAAUGCAAACCAGUUUCUCUGUUAACGAGGGGACUAAUAAUUGUUUCAAUACCCUUUCAUCUACUGAAAAACCUUACGACCCUGAUACUCCUACCUUUACACUUAAAAAUGCUAAACAGCCCGAGGAAAUUUGGAAUAACACGGAUUAUCUAUCUCCUAUGGAUAGAACUGAACGAAAUAAACUGUUAGAAAAUAAAAAAUCUGAUUCUAAAAUCCCACGUCCCCUCAAUUCCUAUUUUAUAUAUAAUAACUAUGCACGUAGGAAACAAAAAUACAAGAAUAUGGUGGCCGAAAAAAGGCCGAAAUCAGAAAUAAAUGAAUUAAUCGGAGAAGAUUGGAAAAAAGAGCCAGAGGAAGUCAAAGAUAUUUUUAAAUGUGGUGCAGAAGUGGCAAAGAAAGAGCAUGCAAAAAAACACAAGGAUUAUAAAUAUAAAAAGAGAAAUCAAAAAAAAGGAAAUAAAAAAAAAUACGUUGAAAAAAAUAGGUCGACGGCUUCUUUUUCAAUGCUCACCACAUCUCUUCCUUCGUCAAAACAACGCAACAAUAACAACAAUUCACAAAUAUUAUUUCCUACUAUGGAAGAAUCUGAUGCUAGCAUUCCUGAUAUGGAAGAAUCAUACCAAUCUGAUGCUAGCAUUCCAUUUGAUCCUGAUAUUCCUGAACAAUUAUCCAACUCCGUUAACGAUUCACAAGAAUUAGCAGAUUUGCUUCAAUUCGAGAAUAUUGAAUCAAACUCCCCUAUUAUAGAAGAAUUGCAAUUCGAUGAAACCAUUAUAAUUAGCCCUGAUAGUCCUCAAUCUUCCGAUUCAUUUUUUUCGCCAACAACUUUCCCACCAAUUUCUACUGAAUCUCACUUUACUACGCCUGUUGAUACCUUUUCGCAAUAUCAUCCUUAUACUAGCUUGGAAUUUAUGGGAAAUCAGCCAUCGAAUUAUCUUUCUACUCAAGCUAUAUCCAACAUACUUUGCUUUGGUCCACCGGGGUACCCUACUUGUGGUCAAGAUGCAUCUAUUCUCUCCAAUAUGGGGUAUUAUCUCAACAUUCAACCGGAAUCCUCCACUUAUGGUUUUUCAGUAUAUCCCAAUUCGUCUGUUUCCCCAACCCCAACUACCACAGUAUUAAAUAAUCCUUAUAUCCGGCCCGAGUUUAAUGAACUUUAUGGGUCAAUCGGAUUCAAUAAUUCGCCAGGAUUGGUAAUAGACAAUCCACAACGGAAUCAAGUAAUGAAAUUAACUUGCAAUCAAAUAGCAGAAUUAAUUUGUAAUCAAAUAGCAAAAUUAACUUGUAAUCAAAUAACAGAAUUAACUUGUAAUCAAAUAGCAAAAUUAACUUGUAACCAAAUAACAGAAUUAACUUGUAAUCAAAUAGUAGAAUUAACUUGUAAUCAAAUAGCAGAAUUAACUUGUAAUCAAAUAGCAGAAUUAACUUGUAAUCAAAUAGCAGAAUUAACUUGUAGUCAAAUAGCGAAAUUGACUAUAAUAAUAAAUUUUUUAUCUUGA